Messenger RNA from Oryctolagus cuniculus (rabbit), 1678 nucleotides. RefSeq names its product mitochondrial ribosomal protein L18 (gene MRPL18). Gene Ontology annotation, biological process: translation. Gene Ontology annotation, cellular component: mitochondrion; ribosome. The record is from RefSeq and is a predicted model, not a curated record. Gene Ontology annotation, molecular function: 5S rRNA binding; structural constituent of ribosome. Lineage: Eukaryota; Metazoa; Chordata; Mammalia; Lagomorpha; Leporidae.
UCGGAGGAAAAGGAAGUGCUCGGCUGCACCUGCUUGCCGGGCAAGGUUGCGCAGGCGCACUUAGACAUUCUAGUGCCUUCUAGAAAAUGUGAUCGGGAGGGCGGGGCUGUAAUAGGUGGGCGAGCCCCUUCAGGGCAGGAGUUCUGAGCGAGUCUCGCCUUCGUACGGUUUCGUCCUUUUACUACGUAAAUACUUGCGGAGCAUGAGGCAAAUCGGCCAGGUUUUCAUCCGGGUCUUGAGCCUGGGUGAGAAAGGCACGGUUUUUCUGUGGGCCGGCGGAGAAAAAUGUCCAUUUCGGGGAACAGCCUUUAGAGAAGGAAACGAUCUUGUGCCCAUUCUCAGUUUCCAGUCGCAUGUGCCCAGCCCACAGCGACCGGGGUCCACGUUGCGACCUGAGAGGCUCAGAGCAGGUAGCGUGACAGCGUCCUCGCCCCGCCCCCGGGGCCUUGCCUGUGGGCUCUAGGGCCCGCAUGCGUCCCGACGUAGGCUGUGAUUGGCCAAUCGGGGAUAACAGACAGCCCCCUUGGCCACUCAGCGGCCAGGGGCUUGUUAGUUCCGGGUCCGCAGCGUCUCUCGCAUGGCCGAGUCAAUGACCUAGGCGACCGUACAUCCCUAGCUGAGCUAGCAUGGCUGCGGCCGGAGAGUCGCUGAGGUCCCGGUGAGGAGAAGGAGGCCUGCGUUGUCUGCAGCGUUGCCCGAGAUCCGCUCCGCGAUGGCCCUUCGGUCGCGGCUCUGGGAGGUGGUGUCGGCUAGCAGGAGCCCCGGUAAUUCGCGUCGCCCCGUCUCUCCCUCCGUCCCCACCGCAGGGCAGCGCGCGGCGGUGGCGGUGGCGGUGGCCGAAGACCCAGGCAGGCCCGGGGGGUGCGGGCUGGCGGCCCUCUCGACGGCGUCCGCACCCGCGGCGAAGCCUGAAGCGGACCCACAGGAGAACGAAGCCGUGGCCCCGGAGUUCACCAACCGCAACCCCCGCAACCUGGAGCUCCUGGCUGUGGCCCGGAAGGAGCGGGGCUGGGGCACAGUGUGGCCCUCGCGCGAGUUCUGGCACAGGUUGCGGGUCAUAAGAACCCAGCAUCACGUGGAAGCGCUCGUGGAACAUCCCAGCGGCCAGGUUGUGGUUUCGGCGUCCACUCGCGAGUGGGCUAUUAAAAAGCACCUGUACAGGACCAGGAACGUGGUGGCUUGUGAGAGUCUCGGACGGGUGCUGGCACAGAGGUGCCUGGAAGCAGGAAUUAACUUCAUGGUCUACCAGCCGACCCCCUGGGAGGCAGCCUCGGACUCGCUGAAAUGCCUGCAGAAUGCCAUGACGGAAGGUGGUGUGGUGCUGCAGGAACCUCGGCGGAUCUAUGAAUGAGACCGAGCACCGCUGGUUUUGGGGUGGAUCCAGAACCGCCAGCUGCUGCCGCGUCGGAGGACCCCCAGCUGGAGCCCUGCCCCUGUUGCGCAGUGGAUGCCCUUGCUGAAGGUCACCCUCUCCGCAUCGGAGGACCCCCAGCUGGAGCCCUGCCCCUGUUGCGCAGUGGAUGCCCUUGCUGAAGGUCACCCUCUCCCUCGGCGUCUGGUUUCUACAUCAGGGUCUUCAUUCUUCCCUGUCCUGGAGAUGAAGAAAAAGUUAGAACUGUAAUUAACUUUUGUGCAACAAAAGUUGUUUGUAAGCUACGAAAUAAAAGUGUGUUAACUA